This is a messenger RNA of Phaedon cochleariae (mustard beetle), 3558 nucleotides long. Lineage: Eukaryota; Metazoa; Arthropoda; Insecta; Coleoptera; Chrysomelidae. The record is from the annotation of a GenBank genome assembly.
AUGAAUUCGUCAGAGCACAGACCAGACUGCACCAAUCAAUGCAAGUCAGUACAACAUGGGGAAAUAAUUACUGCAGCUAUCUCAAAGCGCAGCAUAUCAGACUAUGAUUUAUGUUCUUUCCUCAAUUUUCUAUGCUCGCGUUGUGAAAGUGUAGUGGACUCUGUUGGAAGGACUGCCUUGCAAGUAGCUGCCUCUUGUGGUAGAUUGGAACUGGUUAAAUGGUUGAUCCAUUCAAGACAUGCAGAUAUCAACCUAAAAGAUCGAGAGUCAGGGUAUACUGCAUUGCAUAGGAGCAUUUUUUAUGGGAAGAUGGAUGUAGCAGUAGAACUCAUCAAAUUAGGUGCCUCUACAUCAGAUUUGGAUGCAGAUUGUCUUACUGCCAUUGAACAUUCCAUGAAGGAUGGGUUAAGGCCAUUUUCGGGAACUAAUGGCGGAGAGCUAUACUCUUGGGGUUCAAAUAACAAUAAUCUUCUUGGUCCUCAACCAUCAAGGCAGUCACCAGAGCUUUUGGAUAUAUUUCACAAAGAAUUCUCCAAGGAAUCUGUCAGACAGAUGUGCAUUGGUCAAUUUCAUAGUAUUAUUGUCACAGAAUCAGGAAAGGCAUUAUCAUGUGGGCAUGGUCAAGGUGGUAGGUUGGGACUAGGUGAUGAAAAAGCAGUUGUUACCCCACAACUUUUGAGUUUUUCCAAUGGCCAAAAGGGGGAAGUUAUAUCCUGCAUACAAGCUAGUAUUUCCAGGGAUCAUAGUAUUUUUUUGUGUUGUGAUGGAAAUGUAUACACUUGUGGACUGAACACUUACUAUGUAUUGGGUCAACUCCCACCACCAGAAAUAGUAUUAGUACCAAAACCCAUUAAACAUUUAUCCAAAGAAAUUUCAGGAGUUUGUGCUGGUCAGUUUCAUUCUGUAGUGUGGGGCCCAGAGGCUUUGUACACCUGGGGCCUCAAUGCUGGACAGUUAGGACACAAAGUGAAUGACAAGAAGAAGGAACAGUUUGUGGUCACCCCCAGAAUUGUCAAUAUUGUGAAUGACAUUAAUAUAACUUGUGUGGCAGCUAGCAAUGGUGCAACUGCAGUGUGUACAAAAAGGGGGGAUGUUUAUUUGUUGCAUGAGUAUCAAUGCAGAAAAAUAGCCUCAAGGUUACUGAAUGCAGUACAAAUCAGUAUUGUGGGUGGAAAAUUGGAAUCACCUCUUCUAGACAGAGAGUUGACUAAAGAACUUCACAAGGAAUUGAAAGUUGUAGUUUUAACAAACACUGGCAACCUGCUGUUAUGGCAAGAAUUGGAUCAACAGUUAUGCCGAUGCAUUUAUUCGAUAAAUAGAGCAAUAAUAGUUAGACAAGUAUCUAUGAAUCUCAAUGAAAUGUUGCUUGUUUCCAACUGUGGGGAGGCGUUCAAGGGUAUCAUCAAACCAAGAAAGAAGGCUGUGACAAAUUCUACUGACAAAAAUACGAAAAACUCGUUUCAUAAUUUUUUAGACAAAGAGGAUUGUGUUGUUGUUUCAUUGCAAAAGAUUUCGAGGAUACAUAGGGCAGUCUCCAUUCAGAGUGAUUUGAAAGGAAGGGAUUAUUGUGUGGUACAGGCUCUACCAUACAAAACCUUCACAUUUCCUCAAAUUACAAAAUCAGAAAUGAAACAUGACCUUGAGACUUUACUGAAAGAAUCAGACGAAAACGAUAAUAUUCACGACGUGAUAUUCAAGGUCAGAAACAGAAUCUUUCCUGCCCAUCAAUACAUAGUAACUAAGAAAAGUGCGUAUUUCGAGAAAAUCCUCAACGACAAAUACAGUUCUGUUGAUUUGGGCAACAUCAAUCCAGAUAUAUUCGAACAAUUCUUGGAAUUUGUUUACACUGGCGAAUGCCAAUUGUCAACUUGUGGUGUAUUAAAAAGCGAAGGUCUCCGCAAGCUAUGCCAUGUGAAAGAACACACGAAAAAAACCGACGAUAUAAUAAUUGACACAGAGAAUAUACCGGCAGACAUGUCUGCAUAUGAAUAUUACAGUAAAGAGGACAAGGAAGACAACAAGCAAAACGGCAAACAUUCUAGAAAUCCCGUUCGCCUGCUACACGAGUUAGCAAAAAAAUUCGAGUGUACAACAUUACAGAAAAUCUUGAGCAAUUUGGAUAUGAACAAUUAUACAAUCAACCAUAAAACUAACAUUUUGACAGCUCCAAUCAGUAUGCCUAAGUUCAACAGACUCGAUUUUCCUAAUUUGCAUGAUGUCACAGUGAAAUGUCGAGAUGGCAAGGAACUCAGAGCCCACAAAUGCGUUCUAUCUGCCAGGAUGGAAUAUUUCAGUAACCUGUUUUCAACACGAUGGGGUGGAGAUCAAACAUCUGAAGUAAACCUACCUUACGCCAAAAGCACAGUUGAAGCUCUACUUGAAUUCCUCUACACAGACUCUCUUUCAAGUCUAAAAGAUAUCGAACAUGAUAAUCUGUUCAAGGUGUUAGUGUUGGCAGACCAGUUAUUUGUCUUACGCCUCAAAGACCAAUGUGAAAUGCUUCUGUCGGAUACUCUCACCCUGAAGAACGUCGUUCAAAUACUGUCCUUCGCUCACCUCUACAAUGCGGAGAAACUGAAAUACUGUUGCAUGAAAUUCAUCAUUUCAAACAUAACACCCCUAUUAGAAAGCAGAAUGCUGGAUGACCUUGAAGUCGAUCUGCUAAAAGAAUUAUCAGAGUUCUACUUCAAUGAGAAUGAAAACGUCUGGUGCAGAGUAAUAACACCUUAUUCCAUAGCUCUUCAAGACGAAAUCAUUCUGUCUAUUGGAACAGCUUAUCCGGUUGAUCUUACAUGCAUCGCCGAGGUGACCCCGGUGAGAUCCAGUCAGAAGAAAAGACAUCGGGUACAUAAGACGUCCGAGAGACAUGUCUCUAUUUCAGUAGAGAACGAUACCAGCCUGGAAGAGAUACUGCAGUUUCCAGAUGAGCCGGAAUCGGUACCUGAAUCCAGAGAUUUGCCUACUCGCAUCAAGUCAAUUAUGCUAGCCAGUACAAGGAUGAAUUCUGAAAGUGUCGAGCAUAAUUUUACCAAACUGGUAUCCCAGACGGUUAGCGGUGAUUUCAGUUCGUCAUUGGAAGAGUCGUUCGAUUUUCCAGAGUUGAGCAGCCCUCCCAACCAUCCUCUGCAUGGGUUUUCCCCCAAGAGCCCUCCUCAGAGGGUGGUGCCGAAGCUCAAGAUGGUAAAGUUGUCACAAAAGCAGAGGAAGAAGUUGUCUUCUGAAAGUCAUAGUGAGAUUGUAGCUCAGAGUCCUCCAGUUUCAACUCCGCCAAAAAAUCCAUGGAAACCAAUUCCAGAUGUGACUGGUCCAUUGUUGAAAGUGGAUGCAGAACGUAAUAUAGGCGACAUCAUAUUAGAUGAAAAGAAGCAAAAGGAGAAUUUGAUUAAACUCAAGAGUAAACCACUCGUUUGUACUCAGAUUGAAGAUAAAGCCAUAGAUGACUUGCAUAAGUUUUACAACACUGAAAAUGUGUUGGACGAAGUUAUCAUCAUUGAAAGAGUCAACUCUGGGGCCAUUGCUUCUCCUGUAUGGGUGCCCAGGGCCAAACAGAUAUGUUGA